AUGGAAGUGAAAGCCCUGAAGAAGCUCUCGGCGCUCUUCAAAUGCGGAGAAAUCCUGCUGGGGAUCCUGGCGCUGGCGCUGUUCCGCUGGGCGUUGGGACUCGCGAGGGAACUCCUGAUAGAAGCGACGAUGGGCCUCCCGCCCGACCCGGGCCUCUACGCCAUCACCUUCAACCUGGACGAAGGCAUCGUGAUCGUCGGGACCCUGCUGGGGCUGUUCCUCUCCACCCUCCCGUUCCCCUUCGCGCUGCUCCUCGGUCACGAUCCGGGCCCCUUGGAAGUGGUGCACGGAGGAGUGUGCGCCUUGUUCUACGCUGUCACGGGAGGUCUGAUCAUCAACAACGUGACCUACAUCCCCCAGACGCAGCUGACGCGCGUGGUCCUCACCUCGGGGAUCUUAUGCCUCCUCCUCAGCCUGGUCUUCAUCGUGGACAUAGUCUUCAUCGGGUUGAAGUGGCGCAGGAAUAAGGGACAGACCCGAAGAAAUCAGGAUUUCCGUUUCUCCUACGAUACACCGAAGAAGCCGGAUGGACUGCUCUUCCGCGGAAUCGACUUGGACUUGGGCCGAGUAGAUCCUCUUAUUAUCUUAUUUCAGUUCGCGGCGUCCUCGCGCGCGCGGCCGCCACAGGCCACCGAGUGCAUCCCCUCUGCCCUCCAGCUGAUGGGGUUCCUGGCGCUCUCGCUCUACCGGGGAGCGGAAUCACAGUACACCCAAUACGAGUAUUCUCUGAGGAGCGUGGACGAGUUCUACGUGGUGGUCGGGACGCAGGUGGGGAUGUUCUUGUCCACACUCACCUUCCCCUUCGCCUAUCUUCUCGGCCACGAUCCCAGUCCAAUCGACCCAGGGAAGAUCCCGGCACGAAGCAUGUCGUUCACGGCGAACGAAGAACGGCCUUCGAAGAGCAUUCGCGUGAAAUCGGGUGGAGGGCGAUUCCCGCACGCCUUUGUGCGUCUUCCGGGUCGGGAAUGGAACGGCCGCGGUUCGUCGCCGGUGAUGAUGCGAUUCGACGCGGUCGUCGUCGCUGACGUUCUUCGGCUCCGUCCGGUCGGCACGUCUUCUGUGAGCACGGUCCGACAGGAUCCUGCGACGUGUCGGCGUUUUGACGUGUCGGCCGCCGUCUUCAACCGACUGGACGUGAUCCACGGCGGUCUCUGCGCCCUCUUCUACCUCGCCACGGGGAGCUGCCUCAUGGACACGGUGGUGAAUCAGCACCGAAGCAAGGUCAUGCGCCUCAUCCUCACCUCGGGCAUUUUCUCCUUCUUCCUCAGCCUCGUCUUCGUCGCGGACGUGGUUUUCUUGGCGUUCAAGUUGCACCGGACCACCGGAUAGGUCCGGACCACCGGAUGGAUCCGAAUCACUGGACACUGAUCACUGGAUAGGUCCGGAGGAAUCGCGGUCCCUCUCGCUCCUGCCUUAGGCGUCGCUGCAACUUCGUGCGAAUUUUUCAUGUUUCAAACUUCAAUUUGUUUCCUGAUAAAAGAUUCGAUGAAACCAA
Messenger RNA from Darwinula stevensoni, 1495 nucleotides. Lineage: Eukaryota; Metazoa; Arthropoda; Ostracoda; Podocopida; Darwinulidae. The record is from the annotation of a GenBank genome assembly.